CAGAUCACAUCGUGCUUCCGGCGAUAAAUUGUUUGACUGUACAUUGAAAAAUUCAUGAAUUUAUGAACUUGUAUGCCAUUUUAGAUUUAAAUAUCUUGAUAUACUUCUUUUAAGACACCUUAAAUUUUAUGUAUUAUACAAGACAACACUACAAUUUAGUAUAUCAUGACGCUGCUAGCCGGCAUCUUGGCAUGAAAAUAAUUUCAUGAAUACAAUUCAAGCAGUGCAUGAAUGAAUUUGACAGCAUGGACGAGUUGACAGCUAAACUUGCCUGUGACUUUUCUGUCAGUAGUGAUCCAAAUAGCACAGCUGCUGUUCAUCCCAGGUUUUCACAGUACAAAAGUAGAAAUCGUAUUGACCAGGAAACCAGACGAAAUAGGAUAUUAGAAGAACAAAAGAAGCACAGAUUUGAUUAUUUGAGUCAUGUGCGGAACCUUUCAGAGGGACAAUGGGAUAAUGCUGAUGCAGAAUCUGUUGACUCUCAGGAAUCAAUGGAUAUACAAGUGACAGAUGAAAAUGUCAAUAUUAGACGUCCUGGAAAAUAUUAUAGAAAUCAGUUAAUGUAUUCUGAAUGGUUAGUAGAAGUACCAGAUGAUUUUGUGGAGAAUUAUUUAACAGUUGUGUGUCCUGUUGGUAAAAGAUGUUUGGUUAUAGCUUCAAGGGGGAAAACAACUGCUUAUGCUAAAAGUGGAUACCAGGUAGCUCAGUUUCGGUCCCAAUUUCCUGGUGGUAACAAAAGCACUUUUAAAGAUAAUGCUAUUCUUGACUGUAUAUUCAACGAAGCUGAGGGUAUAUACUACAUACUAGAUAUUAUGUGUUGGAAGAACCAUCCUAUUUAUGACAGUGAGACUGAAUUCAGAUUUUUUUGGUUGAACAGUAAAAUGUCAGAAACAUCAGAAGUGAUGACAAAGUCAGAGAGUAAUCCAUAUAGAUUUUUGCCUUUAUCAAACUGUCCACCUUCAAAGGAAGCCAUCGGUGCAGCAGUUGCAGGAGCAGCAUUUGAGGUGGAUGGAUUGUUAUUUUAUCAUAAGAGAACACAUUAUACAUUUGGUUCAACUCCUCUUGUAGUCUGGCUUAAACCAUACAUGCUUCCUGAAAUUCUAGGCAUGACUGUUCCAGAAAAACUUGCAGCACAAAAACCUGACAAUUACACCACAUAUGCUGCUCAUAUGGAACAGGUUGCCAUAGACAAGGAAAAAAAAGAGGUUGAAAUUAAGGCUAAAAAGGAAGCAAGACAAAAAGAAUUUAAGGAAAAAGGAGAAAAAAUGGAAACAACAGGUGAAAAGGUGAAGAAAAAGAAAGGAAGAAGAAAUAAUCGACAGCAGCAACAACAACAAAAUCAGGGCUACGAUUACAGUGGCUAUGGAUAUGGUAAUCAGGAUUAUUACGGAUAUCAGGACUAUUACUAUGAUGACCAAUAUGGAGAUAAAAAGGAAGAUGAAAUGGAACUGAUGCAGUCUGAAUGGAUGACAGCUUUACCAGAGAAAUUUGAAACAGAUUGGUUUAUGAUAGCUUGUCCAACGGGAAAAAGACAAAUGGUUAUGUCUGGAAUGGGUACAACCUGCUCACAGAAUAAGAUGGGGAUGGUGAUGGAUGGGUUUAGAUCCCUCUUACCUGGAGGCAAUCCUAGUAAUUCUAGAGGGUCAUGUAUCCUAGAUUGUAUAUAUAAUAAAAGUGAAAACACGUUCUAUAUUAUUGAUGUCAUGUACUGGAAAGAUCAAAAUCUCCAGGAUUGUGAGGCUGAUUUCCGAUAUUUCUGGCUGAAACAAAGACUGAAUGAUGAGAGGCUAUGGUUAGAUAGAGUUUCAAAGUUAAACGAACACAAUUUUAUUAUGGUAAAUGAUGUGCCAUGUACAAAGAAGGCAAUAGAAGAGGAAAUAAAUAGUGUAACAUAUCAGAUCGAUGGAUUAUUAUUUUACAAGAGGUCAUCUCCUUAUAUAAAUGGUGUGACAGGUGAUUGUUUAUGGUUGAAGCCUCACAUGUUGCUUGACUUAAUGGAUGAAGACAUGAAAAUUCCAGAAUUUCAAUUGUCAAGAAGACCAGCAAUGUUCAAAUUUGAAGAACACUUAGAGAAAGUGAAAAAAGAAAAAGAAGAAGGAAAAAAUAAAUCAAAGCCAAGAUGGGCAAAGAAGCCCAAGGCAAACAUUAGUCAAUUGGUGGAUGAAAUAAGUCAGUUAUACAUUGAGAAAAGAGGUGGACAUAUACCUGAAGGAGUAACAUACAAUCCUCCACCACCUGGGCAAGAGUUUAAACUGGGUGCUAUUGGAACUGGGAGAGGACGUGGCAAAGGUAAAAAACAAAUUAUCAGCCCUGCUAGAUUUAAUCCUGACCAGUUCCAAAGACAUGGUAAUUAUGUUGGGGCAGAAGAUUAUCAGUAUGAUGGAGAAACAUUUGCUCAUUUGGGAGGAUACCGUGAUCCAAAAACUGACCUGGGCGUAUUAGAUAUGCCAAGGGGUGAAGAGGUAGCACAUCUUGGAGCCUUUCGAGGCUAUGAUGAAUGUCCUGACUUAUACAAUUACCAAGGAUAUGACUAUACUUGGGGUUCAGGGAUGGGUUUAGGGUUGGGUAUGGAUAUGGGGCUUGGUAUGGGAAUGGGUUUGGGUAUGGGUAUGCAACAGACAAGGAAGAAAGGUAUGGGGAGGGGCAUGCUGGGAGUUGGCAUGGGUAUGCCUCAAUACAAUAUGUGGGGAUACAGCAAUGAUAGUAAAAAGACAAGAGGCAAAGGUAGAGGUGGUCUCCUUUCUGACUAUAAGAAAACACAUAAGUGAAAUUUGCAAUAGUUCACUGUGUUUAUUUGUUGCAAGUAAGAUUUAGGAGAACUGAUAUGUUUAUCGUAUGAUUAUCUGCUAGUUAUGUGUUCAAUUAUUUUAACAUCAUGAUAUGUAUUUGGAAAAAUGAUCAUGCUUUGUUCAAAAGUUGAGAAAUAAUUUCAUCUAUACUUUUAUUUCGAAUAAGACAUUUCAGUAACCAUAAGAAUUAUGUAUUUCAUAUAUUUAUACAAGUUAUAAGAAUUUCCUACUGGAAAUCUUCAUAUUGUUGUGGUUGUUUUUUCUAGAACUGUUUAUAAAAAUCGUGUAGAAAAUUCCAAAGACGUGUACUUAUGAAUAUACAGAAAGAUGCUAACUUCAUAUAUUAUAGAUUUAUCCUAAAAUUUUUCUGGAAAAGAGUUCAAUGUAUAUACAUUCAAAAUUUAAUUUAAAAGAUAUAGGUUACCGGACUUUUUAAGAAGAAAUUUUGUGAUCAAGUGAGGGGGUAUAAAGAGAAGCAUUAUUUGGUCCAAGAAAUUGAAAAUAUAGUAAAAUUCCUGAAUCAAAGUUAUGUUUAUACUUUUAUUGAUAAAUGAAAAUGGAUGGUCAUUUUACAUGUAGUUUCGGGUAAAAUUAUAUAUAAGCAACAAUCUUACCAUUACAUAUAUACCUUACUCACAUCAACGUCUUAGUAUAAGAAAUGGGUAGAUCUUUUCAGGAAAGGUUUUUGAUAUUUUUUUGAUUUUGAUGACAAGAUCAUACAUUUGAGAAAUAAUGCAUAGGGUGUUAUAGUUAUUUAAUAUCUAUAUUUGAAUAUUAGCUGAUUUGAUGUAUUGCAUUAAGAAAUCUUAUAAUUAUGGGUAAAACCUAAACCAUUUUUGUACUUGGAGAUCAAUGUAUUAUUAUGUCAUAAUGAGUUCAAAUUAGAUAUACAAUAAAAGCACUUUAAUGAGUAUAUUGAAAUAAAUUUUAUAAAAUUUAAAUCUAUAUUGCACUUUUAAGAAGGUUGAUUUAAUGUAUAAAUAUCUUUUUGAGAAAAAUAUAAUUCAGUCAUGUGUUUAUGGGGGAUGACAAAGUUUAAGAGAGGAAACAGUGUAUAAUUUCCAUGUUUUUCUAUGUCAUUAGUAUUGAUUGUACAUUUCACUGAAUAUUAUUAUGUAUGAAUGGAUUUUUUUUUAAGGUACUGUUUAUAAUUGUGUUAAAUUAAGAGGCAAAUGAGAAGUUGUCUUUCAAUUUCUUGCACAGUCUAUGGAUGAAAGGGAAACAUGUAAGGAUUUUAGGAUGAAUUAAUCUGUCUUUAUUAAUUGUCAAUAAAAGUUACAGAACUUUCAGUCUAAUGAGCAAAAGAACAACCAACCUGCACUACAAAAAAAUAUUUUUUAUAGAACAAAUAGAGGAGUAUUUGAUAAGACCCUAAAGUUUGACCCUAAUCUUUUUACAGAUUUAUCCUAUAACAGAAUUGAUUGAAAGUUGUACCAGUUUUUUACAUCUGAAACUUACUUAAUACUUUUUAGAAAAUUACUGAUGAUCUAUUUACAUAUGAUUAUGUCAGCAUUAUAAGUUUCCAUUGGUGGAUCAAGGAAUUCAAUUGGGGGUGGGGGGCUGAAGAACCAUUAAAAAAUUUGGCCUUAAAGGGGGAAGGGGUCCUAACAGUCAGAAAAAUGUACUAAAACAUAAAAGAUCAGAUUAAAGGUGGAUACAGUCCCGUACCUGGGUCCACCCAAAGUUUGGGUAUUUUAUAUGGACUUAUUACUAAGGGUCAGUAUAUAUUAAAACCUGCAUAAAGAUCACUGAUGAAUAUUUCAGCUAAAUUAGAAAGCGGAAGUGAAAGUUGUUAUAUUUGACUAUAUAUUAACCAGAAAAGAACAAAUUCAAAUAUUUUCACGUAUAGAGCUUCUGUAAAUCAUUCAGCCUGAUCAUAUAUUGUCAUGAAAUGUAAACUGCAACUUUACCGUCCUUUAUGAUCAGUUUUUUCUAAGCUUAAUUUGACAUAUGGUCUGAAAGACAGGAAGUUUCAGAGGUGGAGGGGAAUAAUUGAAACAAGGUUUUAAGAUUUUCAAGAGUUUAGGACCACUGUAAUAGAACAUGCUGUAUUGUUCUAUGAUACCACAUUGAUUAUUUAUGGUAUACUGUCAUGGCAGAUAUUUGAAAAUAUACACACUAUACAGAUGAGUUUUAUCACAGUUUAUGAUGAAAAUUAUUGAAGUGAUCAAACUAGAUAAACAGAUUUCAAUAAACCAUGUAUUUGAUUCACCAAAUUUUAUUGAUUGACUAGUUUCAUAUUUGAUACUUUUGACUUUCAGUUUAAUGUUGCUAUGUUGUAAUAAAUAGUGUUCAUAAAUUGUAAACCAAAGAUUUAAGAAGUAGGUAAUCAUUUUGAUAUGGGAAAUUUGUAUAUUAAAAUAAAUGUAUAAAUUCACUCUUGUCAUAUGGUAACUGAACAGAAAUAUUUUACCAUUUUGUUCAAAACUUUUGGGAUACAAUGACAAACAUUUCAAAAAUAAGUAACUUUCAGACACACAUCUCAAAAACCUAUGAUAACAAAUAUAAGUGACAUUUCAAAAAUUCAAAAUCUGUUCCCUUGUAUUAUGAAACAAUGCUUUUCAGCAGUAUUUAUGGCACUUUAUCCUACAUUUCAUGCUUGAACAACUUUGGUAUUUCAUGUAUUGAAUGGGAAUUCACUGCUACAGUCCUUCCUCUAUUGAACAAUGCACUGUGACCUAUGUUUUACUUGUAGUUUUCAGUGCCUUGGUUCUUUACAAACAUAUUAUCUAAUUUUAAUGAUUAUUUUAUAAUGGAUGAGAAAAUAGGUAGUUUGGUGAUUUUUGUUAGAGGGUUUUUUUUGUUUGUUUUAAUGUGUAUUAAUAUGAAUUGUUUUUGUUAAUUUUAUUAUUUUGUACAAUAAUGAUUGCUUGUUUUGCCGGUUUGUAAUCUUUAAACUUUAAAACAUGUUUGCUGCCCUAAUGGAAGAAACACUUAUCACAUAAGAUACAUACAUGUAUUCUUUUGUGCUCAGUAGCCUUGCACUAGUUGGUGUCUUACAUUAGGCAUGAAUACAAUCAUCAUCAAUUUACCUUAUGAAAUUUUCAAGUUUUUAUAUUGUCCUAUUAUAAAUGUUAACCAACAUUAAUUCUUUAAUUUAAAAAUGCUGAUACAAUAAAUUCCACAAUGAAAUAGGGAAAAACUUGUUUUCAUUUAGAAUUGUUAAAUUAAAACUGCAUAUUUAAUUGGGUUUGAUAUGUCUUAUUAGCAGCAGCAGAGUUAAUAUUUCACCAUAUUUUGAUAAGUUUUUCCAGUUUUAUAAUUUUUUUUUCAGUUUGAAGAAAUUAGCUUUUAUUUGUUCAUAAGUUAUUUAUUUUGCAUAAAUUUACAGGAUCAUUUGAAACAUGAAAAUUAACCCAAGUUGCUCCCCCUUAAAAAAAAACCCAAAAAACAAAAACAAAACAAAUAAAAACAACAUCCACCAAAAAACAUGAUAUAGCAGGUUGGACCCACAUUUCUAGUUUCACACAACAGUUUUAAGCUGAUUGUAUGACUAUUAAACUGAUUUCAUUUAAUCCUUCAUUGAUGAUAUUUUAUAUGCUGCCAUUAGAAAGAUUUCAUUCAGACAUUGCUAAAAAUGUAUUAUGGCUUCGAAAAGGUAAAAAAAAAAAAUAAAUAUUCAAAUUAAUUGUUCUACACUAAUUUGAUUCCUAGGUUUUAAGUCUUAACCUCUUAGCGAACUUUUACAAAUUGGCAAAUAUGAAAACCAUAGAACUAUGAAAUACAAAUUUUGUUCAUGAAAUUUUCUUCACAGAUGUAAUGAUCCCAUUAAUUGUGUUAUACAUACUUUGUUAGUGCUUUUAAAGGUGCUGAAAGAAGGGGUAGUAUAAUCCUUCUCAUGUUACCAGUAUACAGUUUUUUUCUCUCUCAACUUGUAUGAAAGCAUUAAAUAGUAUUAUGCAAUGUUUUUAGACAAUAUGAUACCUUAACAUUUAAUUGGUGAAAAUUAAAAGUAGAAGAGUUAUACAAAACCAAAUGGGAAUAGUUUUAUAAAACAUUUCUAAUGGACUGUAAUGUAAUCAUUUUUCUUAUUCUUUUGAAUCAAUUAAAGCCUGUUAAUGAGA
Molecule: messenger RNA, 6853 nt
Organism: Mytilus californianus (California mussel)
Lineage: Eukaryota; Metazoa; Mollusca; Bivalvia; Mytilida; Mytilidae
Exons: 15
Coding region: 228-2768 (846 amino acids)
Biological process (GO): protein import into nucleus; snRNA import into nucleus
Cellular component (GO): cytoplasm; nucleus
Molecular function (GO): protein binding; nuclear import signal receptor activity
Source: RefSeq, a predicted model, not a curated record